AAAACGAAAUUACAAAAGACUCUAGAAAGAAGAAAACGAAUUAUACUGAUUAAGUGAAGAAAAACAGAAAAAUGCAGACAGGAAAGGACGCAGCAUCUGCAGCCAAAGCUGGCAUGGAGAAAACCAAAGCCAAUGUUCAAGAGAAGGCGGAGAGGAUGACGACGAGGGAUCCGUUGAAGAAAGAGAUGGCGACGGAGAAGAAAGAGGAUAGGGUUGCAGCGGCGGAGAUGGGUAAGAGAGAUGCAAAAGCACAACAUGCAGCUGAAAAACAAGGAGCUGCUACAACUGGAACUGGAACUACUGGUUAUGGUGCCACUGGCAAUCAUACAACUUUCUAGAAGAAAAGGAGGAGAAAUGAAGCUAGUUGCUUUUAAUUUUCAUGUUUUCUUUUUUUUUUGUUUUGUUAUUAGGGAAGUGAUAUGAUAACACACUUUUGUGUGGGUGUUGGCUUUUAAGAUUUGACACCAAAUUAAAUAAAAUAAAUAAAGUGGUACUCUUCCUAUA
Molecule: messenger RNA, 504 nt
Organism: Solanum pennellii
Lineage: Eukaryota; Viridiplantae; Streptophyta; Magnoliopsida; Solanales; Solanaceae
Product: protein LE25
Exons: 2
Coding region: 72-338 (88 amino acids)
Biological process (GO): embryo development ending in seed dormancy
Source: RefSeq, a predicted model, not a curated record